Molecule: messenger RNA, 2672 nt
Organism: Mizuhopecten yessoensis (Yesso scallop)
Lineage: Eukaryota; Metazoa; Mollusca; Bivalvia; Pectinida; Pectinidae
Product: tether containing UBX domain for GLUT4-like
Exons: 18
Coding region: 30-2033 (667 amino acids)
Biological process (GO): signal transduction
Molecular function (GO): protein binding
Source: RefSeq, a predicted model, not a curated record
UAAGGGACACACUUCCGUUGUAAACAAGCAUGGCGACCGUUCAAGUUUUGUGUCCAAACGGACGACGUCAAAAUGUGAAAACUACGCCGAAUACGAAGCUUUUACAGGUUUUGGAAGAUGUCUGCCAAAAGCAAGGAUUCAUGCCCCCAGAUGAUUAUGGAUUUAUACAUGGUAACAGUAAGAAGGAGCUUGACUUAAGUCUGUCAAUGCGCUACGCCAACUUGGCCAAUAAUGCCAAACUGGAACUGGUCAAGUCGCAGACUAGUCGCGCUGUUCAGGACGUCACCAUCGCCUUACAGCUGGAGAAUGGGACACGGCUGCAGGAAAAGUUCCCCCCUCAGACCUCACUCUGGGACAUACUUAUACACUGGGAGGAAAAGCCAGACAGUACCUGUAAAGGUGAGCUGACCAAGGUUGAUGCCACACAUAACCCGCCUCUCCAGCCUGUCUGUAUUUACAUGAGGGAGGAGGUGAUUGGAGAAAUGGCUUUGAAUGCAACCUCUUUACGGAAGCUUGGUUUAACGAGUGGGAACGCUGUGAUAAGGUUCAUACACAGAGCUGUUGAUGACAGCACACUGACAGAAAUUGCUGAUCAUUUAGAGAAGGAAAAAUCAAAGAAAGCCAAACUUGACCAGUCGACCAGCAGACAAACAUCUGUACCAGACAAACAGCCAGCCAAGAUGUCCGAACAAAGCGAACGUGCACCACAGCCUGCUGUACAAAACAUAAAUAAAGACAAUAUCAACACCACGACAAAUAAACGUGAUCCGGAGUUAAACAAGCCCAAAACAGACUCUAGUUUUGGUGUGACAAAGGAAUCACCGGAACCCAUGGAGAUAGACCAGAAAUCUUCCAAGUCGUCUGUUUCCAUGGAAACAUCAGCAAUGGAGGUAGAGUUGGGGGCCACAGGAGGGGUACCGGAUACACUCUCUGGGGCAAGAAAUAAAACAGAAAACAAUAGGCAGCAGGAAGCAAGGACAGGUCAAAGUUCAUCAGGUGGGGUUCAUAAGGUAAUGAGUGGAGUUCAGAGUUCAUCUGGGUCAUCCAGGGGUCAAGGUGCAUCAGGAUCACAGAGUGCUGUUGACUCACUUCGAGGGAUGAAUAUCCCUGGGGUGGAGGUAUUCACCCCCCAAGAUUUCCUGGAGUUAUCCCCAGAGGAGCAGAGGGUAGCCAAGAAACUUGCAGCUGCCUAUGCCAAGCAGAACUCUCAACAAGUCACAUCAGCUCCAUUUGCAAAUUUUAAAUUUCCUGAAGAAACAAAAGGAAAGGAUUUAUAUCACAAUGAGCUGAGUUCCGUUACCAAGGAAGAUUACCAGCCGUGUGACAGGGAAACUGUGCUGUUUAAUGCCGAGGAACCUGUCUAUUCCUCACUCGGGAGUUCCUCUCAAGAAAUAUCUGAUGAAUUCUUUGAAGUCACAGAAAAAGAUUUGAGGAAAUUAAUGAUUGACCGGCAAAAAGAAACUGAGAAUGAGCAGAUGCUGAUGACACAAUCAAUGCGUGAGCUUAAACAGGAAGAAAAGUGCAGUAAAUACCAGCGAGGGGUUAUCAGAGUCCAGUUUCCAGACAAGCUCGUCGUACAGGGAUUGUUCAGGCCUAAGGAGACAGUGUUUCAAAUGUACAAGUUUAUCAAAAGCCUGCUUGAAGACCCGAAGACACCGUUUUAUCUGUAUACAUCGCCACCAAAGUGUGUACUAAAAGAUCAGACCAAGACCCUUAUAAUGGCAAACCUGGUGCCGGCCACAUUAAUAUAUUUUGGAUCUGAAGUCUCAAAAGAACACUAUCUAUCAGCCAAGGUGAUGGAAGGAAUGGAAUCAAGAAAAGCUGCCGAUGACAAAUUAAACACAUGCCUACCCAACAGUACAGAGCCACAGGGAUCCGAGCCAGUCAGUGGUCCCAGCGGGGCCUCAGCGGGGACAUCUGGUGGGGCCUCAGGGGGUGCACCUCGGGAUAGGCCACGUCCAAAACAGAACACACAGUCAUCCACCGGUAAAGAGCCAGGCGUUCCCAAAUGGUUCAAAACAGGCAAGAAGUAAUUAAUAUGCUGAUCCCCUUGUGUUGAAGCCCUAAGUCAACUAUCAUUGGAACUGUCUGCAAAUUCUAUCAGAAUAUCUGUGAAAAUAUGAAACUGCAUUACAGGGAUGAAACAGAAAUGUAUUUUCUGUGGGUACGGGUACAAAUGCAUUUGUUCUGUAUUGUAUAAAGGUUAAGCCAAAAAAUUUGUAUUUCGUCAAAUUUCAAAUAUUCAUAUUUAAUAAGCUGCCAAUCUCUUUAGGAAAUGAGAGAUGAGGUGAUCGUGAGUUCAUAGUUUUUUUUCCCCGCCUAUACUUGUAAAUACAGUAAAACCUCAUAAUUAUACAACUGUUUGUCCAAGGAAAUGUUGGCGUUAUAGAGGGGUUUGGCGAUGUUUAUGUUGACAGUAAACAAAAUGAAACAAGGGGCAUUAUAUUGAGGUUUUACUGUAAUUAAAAAUAUUUCUGAGAAAAUAACCCCAUCAGACACACAAAUGCUUGAAUCUGAAACAAAUAUUGGCCUACUAGUUACGUGUGGUGAUUGCUCUAAUAAAACAAAAAUGCAAGUCCAAUGAGGUUUUGAAGCAGGAACAGGGAUGAUUCUCAGGUUACUCAAGAUUUAAAUCACAAGGUCAGUAAAAACUGACAGCUGGGGGGGGGGGG